AAGUCCCACGUGUUUAACUUCGUAGCGCAUGUGGAUUUUACUCAAGACAUGUAUUUACAGUAGUGUAAACGGUUUACUGGGAUUUACUAUUAUGCUUUUUGGAAAAGAGGUACCAUGGAGGCGUUUGGAGGGUAUGACAUUUGGCAUGUACUCUGCCGAAGACCUAAGGAAGUUGAGUGUCAAGACCAUUACCAACUCCAGAUUCCUGGAUAAUGUUGGUAAUGUUGCCGCCAAUGGUCUUUAUGACCUGUCAUUGGGCCCUUCUGAUUCCAAAGAAGUGUGCUCAACAUGUAUGCAAGACUUUAAUAACUGCCCUGGGCACCUCGGGCACAUCGAGCUGCCCUUACCUGUAUACAACCCACUUUUUUUUGAUAAACUCUACCUGCUGAUCCGGGGAUCAUGUCUGAACUGCCACAUGUUGGUUUGCCCCAGAGCAGCUAUCCACCUCCUCCUGUACCAGCUGAAGCUGCUGGACGUGGGAGCUCUACAAGAGGUUUAUGAGCUGGAGCGUGUACUGAAUCAGUUCCUGGAAAGCAAUGACAAAGCUUCUGGUGAUGAGAUCCAGGUGGUGUUGGAAGACUAUUGUGUUUCGGUCAUCAAACAGAAGUCAAGUUCCCAACAUCAUUCGCCGAUUAAGCACAUCUGUGAAAAGAAGAACAGCCUUGUUACAUCCUUCUGGAGGGUUCAUAUGACCUCUAAGAAAUGCCCUCACUGCAUGAGUGGCAAAUCACAGGUGCGCAGAGAGCACAACUGCAAACUGAUUGUCACUUCGCCUCUAGCUUUGUGUAAAGAUGGGGCCAUCAAGGGGCCCACAGAAGAUGAUGGAAUGGCUGGGAAACGUGGAUACUUGACCCCUAGCAUGGCUAAGGACCACAUCAUGAAACUGUGUGAAAAAGAAGGUUUCUUCCUCAAGCAUUUGUUCUCAGGAAUGGAUAAUUUGGAGAGCUCACCCAGCUCCUAUUCUGACAUUUUCUUCCUGGAGCUUAUGGUGGUUCCUCCAUGCAGGUAUCGGCCCAUUAAUCGUUUGGGAGACCGGAUGUUUACUAAUGGUCAGACAGUGAACAUGCAGGCAGUUAUGAAGGACAGUGCUGUCAUUCAGAAGCUACUAGCGCUUAUAGCAGGGGAGAACCUGAAGGAAAAAGAGUUGGCACUAGAGGAGGUACAGGAAGCAGACCCCCCUCAGACAGACCAGGCUUUCUUGGUAGGGAUCCCUGGUACGACCCUCACCGACAAACUAUACAACAUCUGGAUUCGGCUCCAGAGUCAUGUCAACAUUGUCUUUGACAGUGAAUUGGACAAACUGAUGUCUGAGAAGUACCCUGGAAUUCGUCAGAUCUUAGAGAAGAAGGACGGUUUGUUCCGGAAGCACAUGAUGGGGAAACGCGUGGACUACGCAGCACGUUCUGUUAUCUGCCCUGACAUGUACAUUGGGACCAAUGAGAUCGGAAUACCCAUGGUGUUUGCCACCAAGCUGACCUACCCCCAGCCUGUGACCCCUUGGAACGUUAAGGAGCUUCGGCAGGCGGUGCUGAACGGGCCCAAUCUUCACCCUGGAGCCUCCAUGGUCAUCAACGAGGACGGCUCCCGCACCAUCCUGAGCAGCACCAACCUCACUCAGAGAGAGGCCAUUGCCAAGCAGCUUCUGACCCCCUGCACCGGCCAACACAGGAUGCCUAUGAAGAUAGUAAAUCGUCACAUAAAGAACGGUGACGUCUUGCUCCUCAACCGACAGCCAACGCUCCAUCGGCCGUCCAUCCAAGCGCACCGAGCCCGCAUCCUGCCUGGAGAGAAAGUGUUGAGGCUUCACUAUGCUAACUGUAAGGCCUACAACGCUGACUUCGAUGGGGAUGAGAUGAAUGCUCACUUCCCCCAGAGUGAGCUGGGCAGGGCUGAGGCCUACACGCUGGUCAGCACAGACCAGCAGUAUCUUGUGCCCAAGGAUGGGAAGCCUUUGGCAGGUCUGAUCCAGGACCACAUGGUGUCAGGCACCAGGAUGACCAUCCGCGGCUGCUUCUUCUCCCGGGACCAGUACACUGAGCUGGUCUACCGAGGUCUUACCGACAAGGUCGGCAGGGUCAAACUGCUGCCCCCCGCCAUACUCAAACCAUGCCCUCUGUGGACUGGCAAACAGGUGGUGUCUACGCUUCUAUUGAAUGUCAUCCCAGAGAACCACAUCCCUCUGAACCUGACGGGAAGGGCCAAGAUCCCGAGUAAGGCCUGGAUCAAGGAGCCUCCACGCCCUGUACCAGGCUACAAGCCUGAAACCAUGUGUGACUCUGAGGUGAUAUUCAGGCAGGGAGAGUUGUUGGUGGGAGUCUUGGACAAAGCCCACUAUGGCAGCUCUGCCUACGGCCUGGUCCACUGCUGCUAUGAGCUGUACGGAGGAGAGACCAGUGGGAAACUCCUCAGUUGCUUGGCUCGCCUUUUCACUGCUUACCUUCAGCUGUACCGAGGCUUCACAAUGGGUGUGGAGGAUAUCCUGGUAAAACUAAGAGCCAACAAACAGAGGAAGCAGAUUAUAAACGAGUCUGUCACGUGUGGUACUAAGGCCCUGCAGGCAGCCUUUAACCUGCCUGACACAGUGGAGGAGAGUGAGACUAGGGGUCGUUGGCAGGAUGCCCACCUCAACCCUGACCAGAGAGACUUCAACAUGGUGGACCUCAAAUUCAAGGAGGUGGCAAACCAGAUCAACAACAACAUUAACAAGGUUGUCAUGCCCCUUGGUCUCCACUGCAGCUUUCCAGAGAACAACCUCCAGCUAAUGGUGCAGUCUGGGGCAAAAGGCUCCACUGUCAAUACCAUGCAGAUCUCAUGUCUGCUGGGUCAAAUUGAGCUUGAGGGCCGGCGUCCUCCGCUGAUGCCUUCUGGGAAGUCCUUGCCCUGCUUCCAGCCGUACGAAAGUUCUCCUCGCUCUGGAGGCUUUGUGUCUGGCAGGUUUCUUACAGGAAUCAAACCUCCGGAGUUCUUCUACCACUGCAUGGCUGGCCGAGAGGGUCUGGUUGAUACAGCUGUUAAGACUAGUCGAUCGGGGUACCUUCAGAGAUGUGUGAUCAAGCACCUGGAGGGCCUGGUGGUUCAGUAUGACCUGACUGUUAGAGACAGUGACGGAAGCGUGGUCCAGUUCCUCUAUGGAGAGGAUGGUCUGGAUGUCCCAAAGACACAGUUCCUCCAGCCAAGACACUUCCCCUUCAUACAGGACAACUAUGAGGUCAUCAGAAAGUCCAAGUGCUUGGAUGAGGUCCUGGCUAAACUGGACCCGCAGGCUGCAGCCAACCAUUUCAAAGCGAUAAGGAAGUGGAAAGCCAGACGGGAGCAUCUUUCCCCCAGGGAUGGGGCCUUCCUCCUGUUCUCCAAGAAGAAACUGAAGAGGGCUGAGAGCCAGGCUCUAGAGAGUCUGGCUAAUGGCAGGGACAUUGCCACCUUACAGCUGGUGGAACGAUGGAGUUCUCUGGAUCCGAGCAGUAGAUUGAAAUACCUGAAAAAGACUUCACGCUGUCCUGAGCCCUGUCUGAGCCUUUUCAGGCCUGACAUCUCUUUUGGUUCUGUGUCAGAGACUUUUGAUGACAUUGUUGAGUCCUACCUAGAGGACUUCCAGGUAAAGCAGUCACCUGAGGAAAGCUCAGAGGACCUUGAAGCACAAAGACUGAAACAUCUGCUACAGCUGAAGUGGCAGCGAGCCCUCUGUGACCCCGGAGAGGCUGUGGGUCUUCUGGCUGCUCAGAGCAUAGGAGAGCCCUCCACCCAGAUGACCCUCAACACUUUCCAUUUUGCCGGCAGGGGGGAGAUGAACGUCACCCUCGGUAUCCCUAGGCUUAGAGAAAUCUUGAUGAUUGCCAGUUCCAAGAUCAAGACUCCCAUGAUGAGUAUUCCUGUGUUGAACACUAAAAAGGCUAUCAAGCAGGUGAAGAAGCUGAGGAAGAAGUUAACACGCGUUUGUGUAGCAGAGGUCUUACACAAAGUGGAUGUCUUGGAGACACUCAGAGUUGGGCACAAACGAGAGAAAGAUCGCAUUUUCAAGAUCAUCUUCCACUUCCUGCCCCCAGAACGCUACCAGGAGGAUAAGAUGCUAACUCCUCAACAGAUCCUACGCUACAUGGAGACCAGGUUUUUCCGCCUACUGCUUGAGUCCAUUAAGAAGCACAAUGCCAAGUUGUCCUCCAUCAACGCUGUGGAGACACGCAAGGCUGCACUGACAGAUAAUGACCAGGAUGUAGGCGAAUCCUCAGCCAGGCAGGAUGCUGGAGAUGGGGAUGGGGAGGAGGAGAGCAGGAUUGUGGACGAUGAGGGAAAUGAGGGAGACACUGAUGCCUCGGACGCAAAAAGAAAAGAGAAGCAGCAGGAGGAAGUAGAUUAUGAGAGUGAGGAAGAUGAAGAGGAAGAGGUGGAAGAACUGCCGGAGGACCGAGAGGAGCAGGCCGAAGAUAAUUCUCCCCCUGCAGAGGCAGUGGAAGAGGUGUCAGGUGACACCGCAGGGUCUGGUGGUGCUCGAGCAAGGAGUCCAAAGCUGAAAAACACACACACACAGGACAGCAUGAGGAUCAACGCUGUGCUGGAAACCAGCUCCACCAUUGAGGGUUACUCUUACGACAGCCAGCAUGGCCUCUGGUGUGAGGUUACGCUCGCCCUGCCUGUCAGCAAAGUGCAUUUUGAUCUGACGUCGCUGGUGGUGGCCGUGGCCCAGAAUGCAGUGGUGAUGGAGACCAAGGGCAUCACCAGAUGUCUGCUGAGUGAGGUCACAAAAAAAGAUGGCUCCAAGGAGCUGGAGCUCAAAACUGAGGGCAUCAACAUGCAUGAGCUGUUCAACCACAGUGACAUUCUUGAUGUGAAUCGACUGUACUCAAAUGAGAUCCAUGCCAUGGCAAACACGUAUGGCAUUGAAGUGGCCCUGAGAGUCAUUGAGAAGGAAAUCAAAGAUGUCUUUGCUGUCUAUGGUAUUGAGGUGGACCCCAGGCACUUAUCCUUGGUAGCAGACUACAUGUGUUUUGAGGGUGUUUACAAACCUCUCAACCGUUAUGCCAUCCAGUCCAACGCCUCUCCAUUUCAACAGAUGACUUUUGAGACCAGCUACAAGUUCCUAAAGCAGGCAACUAUGCUAGGUUCCCAUGAUAAAUUGGUCUCUCCUUCAGCUUGCUUAGUGGCUGGAAAGGUGGUAAAAGGAGGGACAGGAAUCUUUGACCUGAAGCAGCCAUUGCAAUAAGUGUUAUUAACCGCAUACGGUACCAUUGUCAAACGGAGGUGAAUGCACCAGUUCACUGCAGGUGUUUUUGUGUUUUCUUUUUAGCAUUUCCAACCUUGGACUUAUUGUAAGUGUCUCUGCCUUGAUGUUGGACACACUAUUAGAUAUUGUGGAGAGAAAAAAACUAUUCAGGAAGUCAAGGUCUGUGUAUAUAAACCCAGUAUCCCAAGUGCUGCAUCAAGACUUUUAAGUCUGUGUAAGUUCUACUGCCGUUGAUGUCGUCAAAUGCUAGGUAGCUUCAAAUCAAAUACAUAAACCUGGCGUUGCUACUGCCAUACUCUUAUCACCUGAGCCUCGUAGCACCUCACGGGCAACUAUCCUUGAUUGUACAUUUUAAAAUGGCUGCACCACCACCUCCAGUGCAGAUGUAAUUUCAGAUGUUAUUACACCAAGUGCAAGGUCAAAUCUGCUUGCUUACUUGUAUUUUCUGUCUUUUGAUAUUAAAUAUGUAUUACAGUGGUCUAAAAAUA
Esox lucius (northern pike) is the source of this 5706-nucleotide messenger RNA. RefSeq names its product RNA polymerase I subunit A (gene polr1a). The transcript is spliced from 32 exons. The coding region runs from base 29 to 5197 and encodes 1722 amino acids. Gene Ontology annotation, molecular function: DNA binding; DNA-directed RNA polymerase activity. Gene Ontology annotation, biological process: DNA-templated transcription. Lineage: Eukaryota; Metazoa; Chordata; Actinopteri; Esociformes; Esocidae. Gene Ontology annotation, cellular component: RNA polymerase I complex. The record is from RefSeq and is a predicted model, not a curated record.